Messenger RNA from Melopsittacus undulatus (budgerigar), 2625 nucleotides. RefSeq names its product NIMA related kinase 5 (gene NEK5). The coding region runs from base 22 to 2544 and encodes 840 amino acids. The transcript is spliced from 22 exons. Lineage: Eukaryota; Metazoa; Chordata; Aves; Psittaciformes; Psittaculidae. Gene Ontology annotation, biological process: protein phosphorylation. The record is from RefSeq and is a predicted model, not a curated record. Gene Ontology annotation, molecular function: ATP binding; protein kinase activity.
CUGCUUUAAGGUGAAGACAUCAUGGAUAAAUAUGAAAUCAUUAAAAAAAUUGGAGAAGGAUCUUUUGGCAAAAUAUUCUUGGCUAAAGUAAAAGUGGAUAAUGAGCAGUGUGUUAUCAAAGAGAUUGAUUUAACUAAGAUGCCUGUGAAAGAAAAAGAAGCCUCUCAGAAAGAAGUCAUUCUUCUGGCCAAGAUGAAGCAUGCAAAUAUUGUAACCUUCUAUGCAUCUUUGCAAGAAAAGAGCAAGCUAUAUAUUGUGAUGGAAUACUGUGAUGGUGGAGACUUAAUGACGCGGAUAAAUAUGCAGCAUGGAGUGCUGUUUGAAGAGGACCAGAUUCUGAGUUGGUUUGUGCAGAUCUCCUUGGGCUUGAAGCAUAUACACGACAAGAAAAUUUUACACAGAGAUAUAAAAGCACAGAAUGUUUUUCUUAGCAAUAAUGGAAAGGUAGCAAAGCUCGGGGACUUUGGCAUAGCAAGACAGUUGAACAGCACUACGGAGUUUGCUCAUACCUGUGUAGGGACCCCCUAUUAUCUGUCACCUGAGAUCUGUGAAAAUCAACCAUACAACAAUAAAACAGAUAUUUGGUCUCUUGGCUGUGUGCUUUAUGAGCUAUGUGCGCUAAAGCAUCCUUUUGAAGGUAAGAGUUUGCACCAGUUGGUGCUGAAGAUUUGCAGAGGCUGUUUUCACCCAGUGUCUCCAAACUACUCUUAUGAUCUGAGGAUAUUAAUUUCCCAGUUAUUUAAAGUAUCUCCAAGAGAUCGACCAUCUAUUAAUUCUAUUCUAAGGAAGCCCUUCUUGCAGAAGCUCAUUCUCAGGUAUUUGCCCCCUGAGGAAGAACUCAGUCACACUGUGAUACAUAGAAAAUGGCCUUCAGCAUCACAGUCUGGAGUCAAGCUGAUACAAGAUAAACUUCAAAAAAGGAGGGCCCAGGACCAAGUUUCUCCAGAAUCUGGAAUGGUGGUGCUUGUUAACAAACAGGAAUUAUUUCAGAGAAAUGAACUGAAACCUCCUUCAAGAGGGCAACAGCCUAUUUUUCAGAUCCCCAGAUUUAAGAUGGCAGAGGAGCCAGAAAGUACUAGAGCCCAUGGCCGUUAUGGUCAUUACUAUUACAAGCUUGACAACUUGCAGAGGAAAGCUAAUGCACCUUAUAAGCUUUCUCAUAUCAGCCAAAGAGUUGAGGAAUAUUACAAACUAAAAGGACAAGUUGCACCUCCACCACCACCACUUGAUUGGCCUGCAGAAUAUCUUCAAAGGCGUUUUGAAGCUCAACAGUACAAGAUUAAAGUGGAAAAACAGCUGGGACUGCGACCAUCCUCUGCUGACCUGUGUCAUGACCAAAUAGAGCAGCAGAAAGUAGAGAAAGAACAUCUCAAAAACCAUCAGCAGGACAUAUCUAGAAAGAAAAAAAAGAAAGAACAGGAGUACCUUAAACAAUUGCAGAGAAUUCGAGAAGAAUACCACCGCAAUAUAAAAGAUUUCAGAGUUAGAGCAGGAGUGCUCCAGGAGUAUCGAAAAAUACAAGAUAAAACCUAUCUUGUGAGGCAAGGGAAAGCUGAGGACCAGUCAGAAACUGAGGAUACAGCUGGAACAGGAAAAGAAUCACUUCAGGACAUGGAAAAAAACUUUAAACAAGUCAGACUCCAGGACAGGCAAGACCAAAAAAUCUUAGAAAAGAAACACAACACAAAGGGAGGAGUAAAGUUUGAAAUUAAUUUAGAUGUAUGUGUUCCUGAGGACAACAGCGUUCACGAAGCAGAGGUACCAGAUAAACUCAGUGAGACUUUAACUUUUGUGGAUGGUGAGAACCUUAAGGAGAACUUGGUGGAAGUUUAUGAGGAUCAUGUGGAAAGAGCUUUAGAAGAACUCUCUGCAUACCAAACAGAGUACAAUUACAUAGAUGAUAGGAAAGAAAACAGAAAACAUUGGCAAGCUGGAGCCCCUCAGACACCACUGAAUUUUUUAGCUGAUGCUGAUGUCACAUCUGUAUUACCUGCUAUGGCUGAAAAUGAACUUGCUGACCAUGCUGUUCUGCCAGAAGACAUUCCACGAAACAGGAAGCAAUGGAAACGAACACCACAGGGGACACUCUUGAACAUCUUAGUCAAAGCAGAGCUAUCUAAUGAUUCCUUCAUGCACGUUGGAGAAGAAACAGAAGGGAGGUUAACUAUGUUGUCUCUGAAAGAAAACAAGGAAGAUGAUUCAGAACCAUACUCUGCUGUUACUAUUGAUGAAGGCCGACUUGAGCCAAGAUCAGAUGAUGAAGACACAAAUUUUGAAGAUUCUGAAGAUGAACUCAGACAUGAGCUGCAGGAAUCUCUGGAAAAAGUGGCAACUUCUCCAGCAGAGAGAACCAUGGAAUCUUCCAUUCUUUCAGUAAAUAAAGGUCAAACAGAUGAAGAAAAGAUGAGUUUACCUCACAAACUACUUGGAGGAUCUUAUGAUGAUGAUUUAGAAAAUAACCCUGGGUCACUUAGCAUUGACACACAUAAUGAAAAAGGCAAGCAGGAAGACAUUGGCACUGUUACUGUUUCAAAACUUGCUUGAAAUUUUAGACACAUCAGCGACAAAACUUAAGGGUAACAGAUACUAAAUGCCAAGUAAAUCAGCUGCUUUUCUACAGUGCUA